Cololabis saira (Pacific saury) is the source of this 4592-nucleotide messenger RNA. Its product is annotated as protein 4.1-like. Gene Ontology annotation, biological process: cortical actin cytoskeleton organization. NCBI's taxonomy places the organism in Eukaryota, Metazoa, Chordata, Actinopteri, Beloniformes, Belonidae. The record is from RefSeq and is a predicted model, not a curated record. Gene Ontology annotation, cellular component: cytoskeleton; plasma membrane. Gene Ontology annotation, molecular function: structural molecule activity; actin binding. The coding region runs from base 184 to 3741 and encodes 1185 amino acids. The transcript is spliced from 25 exons.
GCUGCACAGAGCAGCGUGAUAGGCUGGUGUAGAGGGGAACUGCAGCACAGCAGCACCGCUGUGGGGGGAAACAGCAGCAGCUGAAGCAGCUGAAGCAGCCGGACGAGGACAGUCUGUCCCGCUAAUGAGCCUCCGAUCCGACGCUUUUCUCCGGAGACGCGCUCGCUUCCUGUGUUAUUUACCAUGACAACUGAAUCAGGCGCAGACUCGGAGGCGAAGCAGCCGCAGGAGAGCAAGGAGACGGCGGCCGAGAAAUCAAACGCAGCAGGCGAGCCGACCUCCCCACAGAACCUACCGGAGAAGCUUCCAGCCGCCGUCGGACACAGCACCCCGGCCAAGAAAGAGCAGGAGCAGCAGGGAGAGGAUCAGGUGUCCCACAGGUCGUCCACCAGUCGUCUGUCCAGGUCUCCUUUAAAAGGAAUCAAGAAGGUGAAGAUGAUGCAGUGUAAGAUCGCUCUGAUGGACGGCUCCGACUACAUGGUCGAGGUGGAGAAACGGACCAAGGGUCAGGUUCUCUUUGAUAAAAUCUGUGAACACCUCAACUUGUUGGAGAAGGACUACUACGGCAUCACAUACAGAGAUAUAGAGAAUCAGAAGAAUUGGUUGGACCCUUCCAAGGACUUGAAGAAGCAGAUCAGGAAUGGUCCCUGGAACUUUGCUUUCAAUGUGAAGUUUUACCCUCCAGACCCCUCGCAGCUGAGCGAAGAUAUCACAAGGUACUACCUGUGUUUACAGCUGAGAGACGACGUGGUUUCGGGCCGCCUGCCCUGCUCCUUCGCCACCUACACGGUCCUGGGCUCGUACACGGUCCAGUCGGAGCUGGGAGACUACGACCCCGAGGAGCUGGGCAGCGACUACAUCAGCGAGCUGCGCUUGGCACCAAACCAGACCAAAGAACUGGAGGAGAAGGUCAUGGAACUCCACAAGACUUACAAGGGGAUGACACCGGCUGACGCAGAGUUACACUUUCUGGAAAACGCCAAGAAGCUGUCCAUGUACGGUGUGGACCUCCAUCAUGCCAAGGACUCCGAGGGAGUGGAAAUCAUGCUGGGGGUUUGUGCGAGCGGCCUCCUCAUCUACAGGGACAGGUUGCGGAUCAACAGAUUCGCGUGGCCCAAAAUCCUCAAGAUUUCGUACAAGAGGAACAACUUUUACAUCAAAAUCCGGCCCGGCGAGUUUGAGCAGUUUGAAAGCACAAUUGGCUUCAAGCUUCCGAACCACCGUGCUGCCAAAAGGCUGUGGAAAGUCUGCGUGGAGCACCACACCUUCUUCAGGCUCGUGUCUCCAGAGGCCCCGCAGAAGAAGUUCCUGACCCUCGGCUCCAAGUUCCGCUACAGCGGCAGGACACAGGCCCAGACUCGGAGGGCCAGCUCCCAGAUCAUCAGACCGGCGCCGUUCUUCGAACGCUCCUCUAGCAAACGCUACAACAUGUCCCGCAGCUUAGACGGAGCUCCAAUUACAGAGAACCACGAGACUCUGAUGAAGGACAGCACCGCUGAUGCCAAAGUCAUUGCCAAGGGAGACAUCAUCACCACGGUAACAACGGAGAAAAAGGUGGAGGAAGAGAAAGCGGAGCAGGAGGACGUGAAGACGGAAGCCACAGAGGUGCCAGAACCGGCCGACGCCGCCGAGCUCAGAGCAGACGCCAAGUGUGUGUACACAGCCGAGCUGUCCCUCCCCUCGUCCCCCGUCCUGUCCACCAAAGUGCGGCGGCGGCGCAGGGAGAACGCUCACAAGCGGGCCUCGUCCGUCAGCCCGGCCAAGAACACGUCGGGGUGCCGGCGGCGGCAGGCCCGCGCCGACCGCCGCGCCGCCCUGCUGGAGGAGCAGGCGCUGCUGCUCUCGGCCCGCAAGCAGCGGCUGGAGCAGGGCGGGCAUCGCCACCGCGGCGUCGGCGGCGGCACGCUCUUCUCCUUCUCCCUGCACCUGCCCGACCUGUCGGCCGUCCUGGACGAGGACGGCUACAUCACCUUCCCCGACCUGUCCGAGAUGCACUUCCUCCCCAAGUUCGCGCAGAACUUCCUCCCCAUCAAAUCCCCGUCGCUCAUCCCCUGCUUCCUCUUCAUCUUCUUCUUCCUGCUCUCCACGUCCUUCUCCGUCCCCUACGCCCUCACUCUCUCCUUUCCACUGGCCCUGUGCCUUUGCUACCUGGAGCCCAAGGCCGCCUCCCUGACCGCCUCCAUAGCCCAGGGCUACCAUGACCAUGACAGUUCAGAGGAAGAGGAGACUGACAGCGAACACACUGACUUUGCCUUUGAUGAGAUGACUGCCACAGAGUCUGAAGCGGACGAGGAAUCCGAAUCGCGGACGCAGGACACCGAGCCUCCCCCGGAGGUGGUCAAGCACCAGACAAACAUCAGUGAACUGAAACGCUCCUUCCUGGAGACGGAUGGCAGCAUCAUGCCAGGGCUGACAGAAUGGGAGAAGAGGCUCUCUUCGUCCCCUCUACGCUCACCCAGAGCAGACGAAGCGCCCAUGAUAGAGCCGCUGGAGCCGCAGGACACUAAAGAUGAGCUGCAAACCGAGACGAAAGGGGAGGUGGGACCUAAAGGAACCGAGGCGGCAGGAUAUCUGGUGAAAUACGUGGCGGAUAGUUUCUUUACUGAUGGGGCCACCUCCUCGGGGCCUCACGGGAUUAGCUUGUCAACAACUAUGGACGAUGACGUCUUCAUGGACGGGACCCUGAGGGAAGAGGCCCCAGAGAAAACCCCCGAGUCCCAGGACGAGGUGUCGGAGAAGUGGAUGGCCAAGGUCAGCCCCGGAGCCGUCCGGCAGGAAGUGUCCCAGGCCAUCAGCGACAAGAAAGGCACGCUUAUUAUCUUGAAGGAGGGGGAGGAUAAAGCAGACGCAGAGGGCGAAGAGGCGAGUGCUUCAGUCGGAAAAGAGCAGCCUCUCGUCCCGGGGGAUUUGGAAACUGACCCCAAUGAAACCCCGUCUGCGUCUAAAGAGACUGAAACUCCCACAGAAGACACUCCCGCUGCCGCGCAAGGCCACGCUGCAGCAGUCAAGAUAACUGGCCCGACGGUGGAAAUAAUAGCCGACGACAUGACUCAGACUAAAGCUAUUGACUCUCCUAAGAAGGCCAUGGCAUCGUGGAUUUCCGAGGAGAUGAAGACGGAGGUUUCCGAGGUUUCCGAGGUCGUCAGCGCGAAGGCAAAGGCAGCAGAAGAUGUGGAGACUGCAGACGUGCUGCAGCCGAAGUCCAGUCUGACUCAAAUUACACUUUCUGAAUCUCCAGCGCCGUCCUUAGCAGUGUCCACGCUGGGAUGGGUGACCUCCUCUCUCAAGGCAUCAGCUGAUCAGGAGGAGAAGGAGGUGGUUGCCACGGAAACAGAACUGGAGCCAGCUAAGUCAACAGGGCCAACGACUGCCGAUAAUGUGGAGGCGGCUGCCAAAGACCUGCCUGUGGUCCACACGGAGACGAAAACCAUCACCUACGAGGCUGCAGAGGUGGACACGAACGGCGAUGCAGACCCGGGGGUGUUGAUGAGCGCUCAGACCAUCACCUCGGAAACCACCAGCACCACGACCACCACACACAUCACAAAGACGGUAAAGGGAGGAAUAUCAGAGACGAGAAUCGAGAAGAGGAUCGUCAUCACAGGAGACACAGACAUCGACCAUGACGAGGCCCUGGCUCAGGCCAUAAAGGAGGCUAAAGAGCAGCAUCCUGACAUGUCAGUGACCAAAGUAGUGGUACAUAAAGAGACAGAGAUCACACCAGAGGAGGGGGAGGACUGAGCCAGGAAUAACGACACCGAGGGCUAGUUUCUCUCCGGCCUCCAUCAACCCAACAUCCCCAUCUCCAACAUACUACGUCGGGACUCUCGGAAGAAGAAAGGCUCCUGCUCUCCGAACGCUGCAGCUCGCUGCUAGUCGCAAACAUCACCUGCAAUACACAUCAAUGCAUUCUGCAUGAUGAGGACGCAACGUCGCAUUAUCAAACCAACAACAAGAUCAUACCGAAAACCGUCUGAUUUCCAAAAUGGUCCUCAAUCCGUCUGCAUCCUGAAUCCCCGUUUGCAGCAAGCAGACCGUUUGCUUUCACUGCCUUAUGACUUUGAUGCAUUUUUAUGAUUAUUAAGAAUAAUUAUUGUAGCAACAUUUUAUUUAUGAGAAAAAGCCAUCACUCCAGAAGCUUAAGAUUGCUGUAGGCUGUAUAUGUUAGAGAGCAUACACUACUUAACCUUGCUGUAGAAGUGCAAACAUCAUUUGCAAAAGUGAGUCUUGCUUCACUCCCUUAAACACGGCGAUGAUUUUCCGUCAGGUAUUACCACUACACCGAUCACCGCGCAGCACUGUACAUAUCCAAGCUUCCCUCUGGAAACAGCAAAUUAUCUUCCACGGUUCAGUUGUGUUGUCUACUUGAAUUUCAUUCUCCUUUUUAUUGCAAUUUCAGUGUUUUAUUAUUGUUUCUCAUGAAUUGCUCACAUCACUGCACCUUUUCAGGUCUAUUUUACCAAAACCUAAGGAAUCAAGAUGAUUUUUUUAUUUUUUCUUGUUUUAUUUUUUUUUUUUCCUUGUCUUUUGUUUUGUUACGUGCUUUGUUCAGGCUUUGAAUGAUUUCCAACAGAAGCCCGGCUGCAGCAGGU